AUGUCUGUUAAACCUGGGGAAUUCCCACUGUUGUUGACUGCAGCAGGCAAGUCGCUGGAACCGGUGUCGCAAGCGGCACUAUCCAAGGCAGCUCGAAUGCUGGGCGAAGACGCCUCUGAGACUACUUACAAACCCACCAACAAGCGGCCGAUGAGGGAUAGCCUUCUUACUUUUGAAGCACCGUUGCUCCGUCCAAAGCCGCCGUUAAGCGACUCUGGCAUGAAGGUUGAUGCUGACGCAGCAUUAGAGGGAGUUGACUUGAAGACUCUCGAUGCGGUACCACGACCACUCGUGAAAAAGAAGCGUGGGCUCGACGUGUUUGACCAGCUGAACGAUGUCAAGCCUGUUGACGGCUGUGUUGAGGAAGAAAUCACUGCCAGCGACUUGGACGCUCUGGAGGCCGGUCUCCCCAUUGAAUGCCCCGAUGAGAUGGUUGAAUUCGUAGUUGUGCGAAGAUUCCCCCUCCUGUAUGUUGGCCUCGACCACGCUGGUCACAGCGUCACCGGCGCUAGCAGUACAUGUCCUGACGACGUCAUGGUCGGAGAUGAGGUGGUCUCCGUUAAAGUACAAGUCCGCGCGAUUGUCAAGCCACAAGCCGCGACUAGGGCAAAGCUAUGUUGGCAAGGGCUGCAACCUGGGCGCAAGUUCAAUAGGAAGCGCGAUGCAGAGGCGUGUUUGACCCUCCCUGGAGGUUGGAAAUUCUCGAGCCGUCUGAUGAACGUUGACCGCGAACAACUACAGACAUCUAUCGUGCAAAGUCCCUUCUGCCUUUCUAGGAUCAAUCUCUCUCGGUCACGGAUGGUCGUCGGAUACAUCGCAGCCAUGCCCGACGUCCACUUGGGCAAAGGCGCAACGAUAGGGAGUGUGUUCGCUUCUCGUGAUUUCGUCUGCCCGAACGCCGUUGGAGUGGACAUAGGCUGUGGCAUGUGCGCUGUGAAGAGAAUCCCCACUGGUGGGCUUGGGACGUACUGCUCUCGUUUAAGCGGUAUCUUGGCAGGCUUUAAUAGCCAUGAGAAAGCAUCACCGGAAAUGCGAGCGGCUAUGAAACGACUGAUGGACGAGCACAAGCCUACUGCGCAUACCAGAGGAGUAUGUCAAUCGAGGACAACUCCUCCCGGCAGCUACGCUCAGGUGAUUGCCGAGCGGCACGUGAAACAGAUUGGUACCCUUGGUGGUGGCAACCACUUUAUCGAACUGCUUCAUGACGAAGGAGACGACAUAUGGCUCAUGCUACAUUCGGGCAGCCGGAAUAUCGGCAAUAUUACUGCCCAAUAUUAUGACGGGUUGGCUGCGAGACAGACAGGCACUUCGAAGGAAAACCUGGCCCAUCUCGCGAUCGCCAGUGAUGCUGGUCAAGACUAUCUACGAGAUAUGCACUUCUGCCAAGCCUAUGCGAUGGAGAACCGAAAAUUCAUGAUGAAUUCUUUCGUUAAUGCCGUGCGUGAUUUAACAGGAAAGGUGCCAGAUUGGAGCACCUUGGUGAACAUCCACCAUAAUUACUGCGAAUGUGAGGACUGCACAUAUCGAGAUCCCGAGUCGGGGAAAAUCGUGCGAGAUAAAUUAUGGAUAACGAGAAAAGGAGCAACUUCAGCUCGCCAGGACCAGCUCGGUAUAAUACCAGGAAGCAUGGGAACAGGAAGUUACAUUACGCGAGGAAAAGGGGAAAGCAUGGCUUGGAACUCGUGUUCUCAUGGCGCAGGUCGGAGGCUGAGCCGUAAUGCUGCCAAGCGCGUGGUUGGGGUAGGCGAACUCAACGAAAUGAUGGAGGGGAUCGUAUGGGACACGACAGAGAGUCCAUCCACUCUUCAACGCAUUGAUAGAGUUUGCCAGGUGCGCGACGAGGCGCCAAUAGCGUAUAAGGACCUCACCGAGGUUAUGACGAAUCAGGAAGACUUGGUGGAAGUCAUACACAAGCUCAGGCCGUUGAUGAAUAUGAAGGGAUACUAA
This is a messenger RNA of Perkinsus marinus ATCC 50983, 1947 nucleotides long. Its product is annotated as Protein rtcB, putative. Gene Ontology annotation, biological process: RNA repair; DNA repair; RNA processing. The record is from RefSeq and is a predicted model, not a curated record. The transcript has 11 exons. Bases 1 to 1947 code for a protein of 648 amino acids. Gene Ontology annotation, molecular function: manganese ion binding; DNA ligase activity; RNA ligase activity. Lineage: Eukaryota; Perkinsozoa; Perkinsida; Perkinsidae.